Molecule: messenger RNA, 2952 nt
Organism: Astyanax mexicanus (Mexican tetra)
Lineage: Eukaryota; Metazoa; Chordata; Actinopteri; Characiformes; Acestrorhamphidae
Product: aminopeptidase N
Exons: 20
Coding region: 35-2881 (948 amino acids)
Biological process (GO): proteolysis; peptide catabolic process
Cellular component (GO): cytoplasm
Molecular function (GO): zinc ion binding; metalloaminopeptidase activity; peptide binding
Source: RefSeq, a predicted model, not a curated record
AAUGCCUCCUUAGACCUUCCUUAAACCUGCAAUCAUGGGGAAAGGUUUGUACAUUAGCAAGUCGGUAGGGAUCACUCUGAUUGUUCUUGCUGUUGCAGCCGUGGCCACUAUCAUCGCUUUAUCGGUGGUCUACCACAAUGAGAAGUCCAGAACUGUGGAGAAACCUCAAAUAAACGAGACCGACCAGUGGAAGAGCUACAGGUUACCCGGCACUCUCUCUCCUCAGUACUACAAUAUAACCCUGUGGCCUCGACUUGUGCCGGACGCCAACGGCAUGUACAUCUUCACUGGACAUUCAGGAGUGGCCUUCACAUGUGUGAAAGAAACAGGUCUGAUCCUCAUUCACUCCAACAAACUCAACUACACUCUGACUCCAGAAGGACACCAUGCCAAGCUGACCGGUCUGCAGGGCGCUGAAGCUCCAGCUAUAAAGAAAACAUGGCUUGAAGUGGAAACCCAGUAUCUGGUGAUUCAGCUCAGCGAGACCCUGCAGGUUGGGAAGAUCUACUGGCUCUACAUGGAAUUCCAGGGAGAACUGGCCAAUGACCUUGGAGGAUUUUACAGAAGUGAAUACUUUGAGAAUGGAGUGAAGAAAGUUGUUGCUACUACACAGAUGCAGCCGACCGAUGCGAGGAAAGCUUUCCCAUGCUUUGAUGAGCCGGCGAUGAAGGCCGUCUUCCACAUGACCCUCAUUCACCCACUCGACACAGUGGCUCUAUCUAAUGGCAUGGACAAGGGCACAGAGACGAUCACCCUCAACAACCAACAAGUUCUGCAGACCAAGUUUGAUCCAACUGAAAAGAUGUCCACGUACCUGUUAGCUUUCGUCGUCAGCGACUUUACCUUCAUCAGGUCUCCAGCAGGAGCUGAGGUUUUGAUCAGAAUCUGGGCUCGGAGGGAAGCUAUUGAAGCUGGACAGGGGGAUUAUGCUCUCACCAUCACUGGCAACAUCCUUGAUUUCUUUCAGAACUACUACAACUCAAAAUAUCCACUGUCUAAAUCAGAUCAGAUCGCCCUGCCUGAUUUCAGUGCAGGAGCCAUGGAGAACUGGGGUUUAAUCACUUACAGAGAAACCGCUCUUCUGUACGACCCCAUAAUGUCUUCUAAUGGAGAUAAAGAAUGGGUGACGAUAGUAAUUUCUCAUGAGCUCGCACACAUGUGGUUUGGAAAUCUUGUGACCAUGAAAUGGUGGAACGAUCUGUGGUUGAAUGAAGGCUUUGCUACAUACGCUUCAUAUCUCGGGGCAGAUUAUGCUCAACCCAGUUGGAAUCUUAAAGAUCUGAUGGUGCUGAAGGAGAUUCAUAAAGCUUUUGCAGCCGAUGCUCUGGCAACUUCUCAUCCACUUUCUUCCCUGGAAGAAGACGUCAAAACUCCUGCACAGAUUAGUGCACUCUUUGACACCAUCACCUACAGCAAGGGCGGCGCUGUGUUAAGAAUGCUGUCAGAGUUCUUAUCUGAGCCAGUGUUUGCCAGAGGACUCAGUGCCUAUCUGAAGCAGUUUGCGUACGGGAACACAGUGUACACUGACCUGUGGGGGAAACUUCAGGAGGUGGUCGACGCCGAUCCAGAGGUCAAUCUUCCAGCCACCAUAACUGAAAUCAUGAAUCGCUGGAUUCUCCAGAUGGGCUUCCCAGUGGUCACCAUCGACACCCAAACAGGAAGCAUCACCCAGAAUCACUUCCUGUUGGAUGCAGAUACAAAACCAAGCAGAUCAUCUGCAUACAAUUAUGAGUGGUUCGUGCCCAUCAAGUGGAUGAAGAGUGGAACUGCCAUGGGUCAGCACUGGCUGCUCGAGAAAACAGCUACUCAUGAUCCUAUGAAGACGAACAGUGAUUGGGUUCUGGCCAACGUGAACGUUUCAGGAUUUUACAGGGUUAACUAUGAUCCUCAAAACUGGGAACGUCUUCUCUCACAGUUAUCUACAGAUCAUUCGGACAUACCUGUAAUAAGCAGGGCUCAGAUUGUGGAUGAUGCGUUCAACUUGGCAAGGGCGAAGAUCAUCAGCACAACGGUGGCUCUGAACACCACCAAGUUUCUCUCUGAGGAGAAAGAGUACAUGCCGUGGGAGGCCGCCGUCAAAAACCUCAAUUACUUCUUUCUAAUGUUUGAUCGGUCUGAAGUCUAUGGAGCACUGCAGAAGUACCUGCGGGGCAAAGUUCAACCCCUGGUGGAGUACUUCAGGAACGUCACCUCUGACUGGACGGAGAUUCCAUCAAGUCACACUGACCAAUACAACCAGGUUAAUGCCAUCACACUUGGAUGCACAACAGAGGUAGAAGGACUUGCAGAUUUAACCAAAGCGUGGUUCCGCCAGUGGAUGGAGAAUCCAGACAAGAACCCGAUUCACUCCAAUAUGAAGACAACAGUGUACUGUAAUGCCAUCGCUGCUGGAGGAGCGGCGGAGUGGGAAUUUGGCUGGAAGAUGUACAAGAACAGCAGUAAUGCUGCUGAAGCAGAUAAGCUGAUGUAUGGUUUGUCGUGCACCAAGAAACCCUGGCUUUUGAACAGGUACCUGGAUUAUUCAUUAGACCCGGAUAUGAUACGGAAGCAGGAUGCCACUUACGUAAUUGUAUAUAUUGCUGGAAAUGUAAUUGGUCAGCCGUUAGCGUGGGACUUCAUCAGAGCUAAAUGGAAUUAUAUUCUUAACGAUUAUGGUGGAUCUCUCUCAUUUUCAAGACUCAUUCUUGGGGUCACUAAGAGGUUCUCCACAGAAUUCGAGCUGGAACAGCUACAGCAGUUUAAAGAAGAAAACGUAGCAGCUGGAUUCGGGUCUGCAGCGCAGGCGGUGGAUCAGGCCAUAGAGACCACCAAAGCUAACAUGAAGUGGGUUUCUGAAAACAAGCAGCUGGUGAUGCAGUGGCUAACUGAGAACUCAGCCUGAGAACCUUUUUUAUUUCUUUUAUUAUAUGUGCUGUAUCUAUAUAUUUCAUUAAAAUAAUUAUAUUAACUAAA